This is a messenger RNA of Frankliniella occidentalis (western flower thrips), 3212 nucleotides long. RefSeq lists its product as uncharacterized. The coding region runs from base 1259 to 2014 and encodes 251 amino acids. The record is from RefSeq and is a predicted model, not a curated record. NCBI's taxonomy places the organism in Eukaryota, Metazoa, Arthropoda, Insecta, Thysanoptera, Thripidae. The transcript has a single exon.
CUAAGGGGUAACUUGUGAAAGUAGAGCCCUGUGGGCCAAAAUUUCGUCCGUUUGGCUCUAUCUCUCACUGUUUAGGCGCUAGAGGGCGUUUUACACACAAAACUGGCCCAAAAAUAAAUAUAUUAAUUCCAGAAAAUAAUUGAUGGUCUCGUAAGGGGUAACUUGUGAAAGUAGAGCCCUAUGGGCUAAAAUUUCGCCCGUUUGGCUCUAUCUCUCACCGUUUAGACGCUAGAGGGAGUUUUACUCACAAAACUAGUUUUAAAUGUAGUUUCGAACCAUUCUGGACCUGAAAAGCCAAUAGAGGUUAGACCACACAUGUCAGUACAGUGCAUUAUGUCAACAGAGUCGAUAAGAUUCAUCAUAGGACUAGGUUUUGAAUGAAUAGAAAGAAAUACGCGUUGUAAUAUAAAGAUCUUGGUGUCACUAACUGCCCCGGCAAAAACUGUCACUAUCUACCCCAAGUGCUGAACGGUGUUUCAACGUGAAUGAGAGGUUACCUCGUCGGACUAAGUUCGGACCGCGAGUAAAAUCAUUACGUAUAUAGUCCAUACCAAUCACAGAAAACUCCGUAUGGUGAAGUUGGCGAUAUCUACGGAGUAUUUACAAAAAGAAAAAGGGGCAAAAGUCGAACCUUACCUCAAAAUUGUGAUGAGACACAUUCAAAGUUUCACCGCCGCCAUAACAAUCUGCCGAACACCACCGCCUUGUGGCAAAUGUUUUUCGAGCUCUGAAACUUGUUUAAGCCGAUCGAAGUUAGCGCGAAAUUUCAAUAGGACGGCCUGGGGUGACAAGUGUCACUAACUGCCCCUGUCACUAACUGCCCCACCCUCCCUUACUCCUCAAGAAUGGAAAUAUUACAGGAUUCUUCAGUGUUCCAGGAAUAGGGCAGGUUAUUGUAAAAAACACCUGUAGUUUCGACGCGUUGGCCCAGGUCCUGGCCAUCGCUUUUAUCGACGACGAAAAGUUCAGGAACAUUGUUAACUCUAAGAAAGACACAGUGCCCAGCCUGCAAGUACAGUGGCCACUCGCAUAGCCGCGCCUCUCAUAGCUGCGCUAAGCUCUACUACCCUGACACCACUGCUCACCACCAUACACUGCUGGCGUGGAUUCUGAUUGUUCUCUGAUUACUGUUCAACAGCUUUGAAGCUAAAUAACACAAACAGCACUGUGGCUUCAUCCUUCGGACGGCCAUUUAGCGGAGAUGGGGGUCCCUCUCAUAGCCGCGCCGGCCUAGAGAGGAGAACCGUGCGGCGCGGGUAUGCGAGUGGCCACUGUAGUAGCUUCUCUUGCCACCAAAGGGGUAUGCAGGGAAGUUAAUCAACAGCGGGCGGAGGCACUGGUCCCAUUUUCAUCCCUAAUGCAAGCGAGGGACGUCUGUAACACCACCAGAAACGCCAGCAAAAGGAAGUCCGUGAAUAUCCUUGAAUACUCUCUGGCUAACUUACAAGGCCAAGUAGAAGAAGAACAACAUUCCAGGCUUCCGAAUGGAAAUGUGACUGCACUAGUGAAAGCUGCCUUAGGAGAAUUGCCAUCAAAGGUGACCACUUGGGGGUGCCCGAAGGGUCAUAAGAACGUCAAAUUUGACUCCGUCAUCACAGUGCAGUACGCACACCUGGGAGCAACUGGAAUCGACAACCUCCAGGACACUCUAGAAUUUAGUAUGGUGCCACAGGAAACGGCGUGCCCUCAAAAUGAGUGUGACCAAGUGGCCAAUGGCGUGGUAUCAUGCACGGAUGUACUUUUUGUUGACUUAGACAACUUAAGUGAAGACGGAUCAGAUUUGGACUUAAAUCAGAAGUACCUUUUGGGCAAAGUACUGUGUACCCUUUCCCUACGUGGUAAGAGAUUCACAUUAGCUGGGAUUGUUGCAUUCAACAAACAACAUUACUUUUCCUAUUGCCGUCGCCGUACCGGUGUAUGGGAGAAGUUCGAUGAUUGCAACAAGAAAUCGUACCAAGUUCCACCACAAAAAGAAAAAAUGACCCCUCAUCUUAUUAUCUACAUGGCAAAUUAAGUCCAGAUCAAUGUUGAUGUGCACUGCUGUUUUAUGAAUGACUGGUUUUAUGGGUAUUAAUACGAUCUGCAAUUUUGCUCAAAUUAUCAUUUUACUGAAAUUUUGUUGGUGUCACGUUCAAAUAGCCAUUCUCCAGGGAUGUGCUUCCUUAGUGUAUGAUCAAAAAGACUGGUUUUAUGGGUAUUAAUACGACCUGUAAUUUUGCUCAAUUUAUCAUUUUACUGAAAUUUUGUUGGUGUCAUGUUCAAAUAGCCAUUCUCCAGGGAUGUGCUUCCUUAGUGUAUGAUCAAAAAGACUGGUUUUAUGGGUAUUAAUACGACCUGUAAUUUUGCUCAAAUUAUCAUUUUACUGAAGUUUUGUUGGUGUCAUGUUCAAAUAGCCAUUCUCUAGGGAUGUGCUUCCUUAGUGUAUGAUCAAAAAGACUGGAAGAUUUUGUGAUAUUUAGUUUAUCUCCUAGAAUAUCAUCAGUUCAUGGCGUGGUCGUGAAGUACUCCUAAAAAAGUUUAUGUGGAGUUUUAAUGACCAAGCACAUUAUUAUUAUGCACUAAAAACGCCACUGAUAAAAUAUGAUUCUUUCACGUACCAAAAGUCUGCGAGCCUUGUCCAUGUAGCCAUUUCUCUAGUGUCGUUUGUGAAGUCAAGAUCAAUGUUCAUGUGUAAUUGUGUUUUAAAUGUCUGAUUUUAUGCUUAUUCUGUUUCAAAUGAUUGGUUUUAUGUGAUAUUGUUUUGCUGUAAAUGUAUCAUGUCACUUUUUAUUUGCAUUCUUGUAUUUGUAGUUUUAUUUUAGAUCUUGUUUAAAAAGCUAUCUUCAAAAGAUAUUUCCUGUGAGUUUAAUCAACAAUAAGAUUCAUGACAACUUUUUAAUUCUUACUUGUGCCAUUAAGUGUACCUUGACUGACAAAAUGUGAUUCUGUGACGUAGGAAACGUUUUCGAGCGUUGUUCACGUACUCAUUUCUCUAGUGCUGUUUGUAAAGUCUAGAUCAAUGUUACAACGCAAUUUUGUAUUACAUGACUGAAUUUUUGCGAUGUAAUUUUGCUCCAGACGUUUUACAUUGCUUUUGACUUGUAUUAUUUGUUUGUAGUUUUACUUUGUGUCAUGUUCAAAUAGACAUUUUCUAGUGGUAUAUUUGUCUGAGUUUGAUCAACAAUAAGAUUCAUGACAACUUUUCAAUUGUUACUUGUGCCAUUAAGUGUACC